AUGGAGCAAGAUACCUGCAAUGAAUCAGUUCGAUAUCUUUCUCCAGGGUUUUAUUACCCUCGUCCACCUCGUAAUGUUCUCCCUCUCACAUUCUUCUCUCUUCCAAGAGAGAUCCGUGAUAGUGUUUAUCAUUAUACCUUGGUAUCAACAUCAAAUAUCAUUGUCUGGAAAGGCAAGUUGAAACACGAGUUGUUGCCCAUAUAUAAGGGGAGACGACGAAUUUGGUCGGGCGAGCCUACCUCACGUUUAAUAUGGCGAGCCGUUAGCCACAAGGAGACAUCCGUUAGUCUUUCCACUCUCAAUAUCAAACUCUUGUUUUGUAGUAAGGUGGUGAGCCAUGAAGCCGCCAUAGUCUUCUACAACAAGAACACAUUUGCUUUCGAGGGAGAUCAUAACUGGGAUCCUGUUGUUCAUUGGCUGAAAACCAUCGGCACGGACAAUCGAAAUUCUCUUGCAAUUCUGGACGUGUGUGGAAAGCGACCCGAUCAAGUGUGGCAAAAUCACUGUGGAGAGCGUAUCCACCAUCCUUUGAAGUUUUCAAAUGAGGAAAUAUACCUUAGGCAUCUAUACUUUGCCACCUCCAUAGAUGGUUUCAAAUAUGGCUGCGUCGACAAUAUCAACCCGAUUUUAGAGGAAGUUUUUGUAUUGUUAGGAAAGCGGGUCUCUAACAAGAAAAUUACUAUUGUCAUGCAAACUGGCAGAUUUUACCCUGGUGGAGGGACCGAUCCUGUUGAUCCCGAUGAGCUAUUCCCGGAAGACGGCUGGUACAGCAUGGAGCUGCCAAACUUGAUAGAAAAGUUUCUAGAGCUUUAUUCAACCCGCUCUAUGAAGCGUUCAGUGGAGGUAAUCUGGAAAGGAUUGACAUAUAAACGAGUCCUGGAGACGGAUUUCAUGGAGAAUCUUGGGUGGACUAUCUCCACCUCACCCGUCGAACAUGAAGAAGCACUUGCUAUAUUUGGUAAAUAUCACAACCAAUAUGAGACUUUCGCUAGAUAUUCACUGAAGAGAAAGAAACUCACGGGACCACUUAUAACUCAAGAUCCUUCGCCCUUUUCUGACAUGUAUGUAUACUCACAGAUCAAUAGGGAGGAUUAUUUGUAG
This is a messenger RNA of Botrytis byssoidea, 1101 nucleotides long. RefSeq lists its product as uncharacterized. The transcript has a single exon. Lineage: Eukaryota; Fungi; Ascomycota; Leotiomycetes; Helotiales; Sclerotiniaceae. Bases 1 to 1101 code for a protein of 366 amino acids. The record is from RefSeq and is a predicted model, not a curated record.